AUAGCUAGCGCCACGGAAAAUAUCCCCCAUCAGCACCCGCAGUUCUUGUUCAUCUUGGAGUCAUAUUGAACAUCCAAGGCCAGGACCAGUCAUCGGUAAUCAUCAGCAGGUUCGGUGCCGCCGAACUUGUUCGACACCCGGAAAACGCAGAGCUGGUCCGGAGCUCUCCCACAUAGAUUGCUGCUGCAUGUCACCGGAAGAGAACACAUUCCAGAAGCUUACGUGUGAUUGCACAGGAAAGGGCCCUGCCGGUUGAAUGAUGUACUUCCGCUGCACUUUUCACCAGCAGCAGCCUCAACUUGGCACCAGGACAUCAUCAGUUCCAACACUUUAUGGUAUCUAGUUUUCAGGAACCAGCUUCCGUUCCCAAUAACCGAAAACGACGAGUCGAGCCAAGCCAAGCCAUCAACGCGACCGGGUGCUGAUAGCGAGUUAUCACCAUUCUCGUUGUCGUUUGAAUGAAUACUUCCCGGCUCGGUUCCAUUGCCGUCGCCGAAACAUGGUAAUAAUGGGUGACGAUGCCCGGCGCGCUUUCUGACAGCAAUUAGGAAUUCAAAGCAUUCGCCAAAACGCUACACAGUCAGCCCGGCAACCCUGCAGCCAAGAACCAUUCCGGGGGUUCCGCGGGCGCCGCCACCGGAUCGCAUCAUUAGAAUUCCGACUUCCUGCAAAAGGGUUGGGAAAUUUGGCGAUUAAAAUUGUUCCCCUGCCUCCCUUCUCAAUCGGGUCCCGGGAAUUCCGAAGGGCGCUAGAUAGAACUCGGGGAACCAAAAAUGUCCAUCUACCACUUAGAAGGGGUUGCUCGUAAUCGUAGACACCAACAGCAACGUCAAAAUCAGCAGCAAGUUAUACCAUUGGCACUUGGGAAUCAACAGUUCGACGGAGUUGGCUGCCUCCAUCAGCAAAACAACCACCGGGAGCUUCGGCAAGCUGUCUAAGAAAUUAUCCCACCACCACUGAAUGAGCGAGCCACCAUCAGCCAACAAUCCGAGUUGAGUUGAGAAGAUUCCUUUUCCCGCGAAAACCGAGGGGAUGUAAUCCAAAAUUACAUCACGUUCAUUGGAUUAGUCAUCAUCGUCCUCGGAGUAGCUUUAGCAAGCGACGGGCGGCUUAAGCAAAACGAAAUCCCUCCUAUCAGAGCUUCAGAGACGACGAAAGCCAAAAGUGGAGCUUUUGGAGAAAGAAACAACACAUUCUCGUUCAGUCACAAUUUUGCCCGGCUAGGGAAGCCAUUUUCGAGUGAUAAACCACCCCAACAACAACGACUCACGAGAUAAACAGAAGGAAGACCGCAGAAUCGCAGCAGGGCAGUGUGUGCGGGGGUUCCGCGCGGGGGUGGUAAUCUCUCUUCGCUCGCAUCAUGAAAGGAUCCGACUCCAGUGCGAAACUAUGGAGCGCUACGUCCUCGCCGUCGGCCAGCAGCCAGGAUCUAAGUCAUCAGCAGCAACUUCAGCAACAAAAGCAUCAGCAGUUUCCGAGCAACCACAGUCGAAACAGCUCAGCGUCAGCGGCCUCCGGAGCCAGUGGCGGUUCCUCGACAGUGCUGCUACUGGGAACCGCGGACAGUUCCGGUGGAGCCGGAGGAGGAAAAGAUGGGAUCGGAAGCACCGGUGGCCUAAAACUGACGAGCAGCAGCAGUUCAGCUGACAAACCAAACCACAACGGGUAUUCGUCGGUGCUGCGGACGGCUACAACGACGUCCUCGUCCUGUACGAUCCAGGGCUUCGGUGAUGGCCAUGAGGCAGCCGCUGUAAAUAAAAACAGUACUAAUAGCAGUAGUAGCAUCAGUAGUCACAACAAUACUAGCAGUAGUAAGGGCAAUUAUUUCUUCGGAGCAGCAAACAACGGCAGUAACAAUAGUAGUAAUACAAGUAGUAGCAAAAGCAGUAAAAGCAUAAGUAAUACCGGAAGUAGUUCCGGUUACCACCACCUGCAUCAGCAGCAGCAGCAGCAGCAUCAUUACCACCAUCAUCAUCACCACACAUCCGGCGGCAGUGGAGCGAGUACAAACAUUCUGACCCGAUGUUGCCUGUACCUGACCAAGGGCCUAAACAUGCGGCUCUGUGCCAUAGGCCUGGUGCUCGUUACGCUGCUCUCGAUUGCGUACUUAAACUACUACAUGGACAGCUCCCCGAUUGCCAGUUUCAUGCAUCGGGAUACCCACCCACCGGCUCCGCUGAUCCAUUGCCGGAUGCUAAACGGCAAGGAUGCCUCCGGGCCGCUGGAAGCUUCCCAGGCACCGGAUCACCGUUCCGAGGCUCGGCUCCGGAUCGACCCCAAGGUGCUCGUCUUCGUCGAAACCACCUACUCCAAGCUGGGCCGGGACAUUGCCGAGCUGCUUGUUUACAACCGUAUCAAAUAUAAAAUCGAAGUCGCCGGCAAAAACGUUCCGGUCCUUACGAUACAGGACAAGGGCCGGUACGGGGUGAUUGUGUUCGAGAAUCUGGAAAAGUACCUGCAGAUGGACAACUGGAACCGACAGCUGCUGGACAAGUACUGCCGGGACUAUUCGGUUGGCAUCAUUGGCUUUGUGGCACCGAGCGAGGAAACGUUGGUGGGGGCUCAGUUGCGCGGAUUCCCACUGUAUGUGCACACGAAUUUGAAGUUGAGGGAUGCCAGUUUGAAUGCGGGGUCUCCGGUUCUGCGGCUGACGAGGGCCGGGGAUACGGCUUGGGGCCCAUUGCCUGGAGGGGAUUGGGCGAUAUUUCAACAUAAUCAUACGAGUUAUGAACCGGUGGAAUGGGCUCAGAGGAAUAUGCAAGAAUAUCCCGCGGAAGGAGUUCAACCUCCGCUGGCGACCGUUAUUCAGGACCAUGGACGGAUUGAUGGCAUCCAGAGGGUAUUGUUUGGAGCCGGACUGAAGUUUUGGCUUCAUAGAUUGUUGUUUUUGGAUGCUCUAUCGUAUUUGAGUCAUGGACAGUUGAGCUUGAAUCUGGAGAGGAGAAUAUUGAUCGAUAUUGACGAUAUAUUCGUUGGAGAGAAGGGAACUCGGUUGAGGCCAGAUGAUGUUCAUGCUCUGAUAGCGACCCAGAGUAGGAUGGCAAGUAUGGUACCUGGGUUUAGGUUUAAUCUAGGAUUUUCGGGGAAGUAUUUCCAUCAUGGAACGCACGAGGAAAAUUUGGGAGAUGACAUGUUGCUGAGAAAUGUAGAUCAGUUCAAUUGGUUUUCGCAUAUGUGGAAUCAUCAGCAACCGCAUCUGUAUGAUAAUUUGACAAUGCUGAUGAACGAUAUGCUGCUAAAUAAAGAUUUUGCUAAGGAGAAAGGCAUUCCAACAGACUCAGGCUACUCCGUGUCGCCUCAUCAUUCCGGGGUGUACCCUGCCCAUGAGCUUCUUUACAUGGCUUGGAAAAAAGUUUGGAACAUUAAGGUGACAUCGACAGAAGAGUAUCCCCAUCUAAGGCCAGCGAGACUUCGCCGAGGCUUCAUCCACCGAAAUAUUAUGGUCCUUCCGAGACAAACGUGCGGCCUUUUCACUCACACUAUGUAUAUCGAUCGUUACCCCGGGGGACGUGACAAACUAGACGAAUCCAUCCAAGGAGGAGAACUCUUCCAGACCAUUGUGUACAAUCCCAUCAACAUCUUCAUGACCCACAUGUCCAAUUACGGUAGCGAUCGGCUUGCCUUGUACACAUUUGAAUCAGUUAUCAAAUUCCUUCGCUGCUGGACCAAUCUUAAGCUAACCUCGGCACCACCACUCCAGUUGGGUGAAACGUACUUCAAGCUGCACCCUGAAGAAACCGACCCAAUUUGGGGUAAUCCAUGUGAUGACGCGAGGCACACCAAAAUUUGGUCCAGGAACAAAAGUUGCGAAACACUGCCCAAAUUCCUGGUCAUUGGACCGCAGAAAACUGGAACCACUGCACUGUACACAUUCCUUAGCAUGCACCCAUCGGUGGCCAGCAACCUCCCCAAUCCGGACACCUUCGAAGAGAUCCAAUUCUUCAACGGCAACAAUUACUACCGGGGACUCGAUUGGUACCAGAGCUUCUUCCCGGUUCAACCGAACGGCACCGAGGGACGAUACAUGUUCGAAAAAUCAGCGACCUAUUUCGAUGGCGAACUGGUUCCGAAGAGGGCGCAUGCCCUGCUUCCACGAGCCAAAAUCGUCACCAUUCUUAUCUCACCGGCCAAACGAGCUUACUCCUGGUACCAACACAUCAAGGCCCACGGGGAUCCCAUAGCCAACAAUUACAGUUUUUAUCAGGUCAUAAUGGCCAGCGACUCGGCGCCAAAGCCGUUGCGGGACUUACGCAACCGGUGCCUGAACCCGGGCAAAUACGCCCAGCACCUGGAACGGUGGCUGGCGUACUAUCCGCAGCUGCAGCUGCACAUCAUCGACGGGGAACAGCUGAAGACGAGUCCGGCCGAGGUGCUGAUGGAGCUGCAGCGUUUUCUGAAGCUGACGCCCACCUACGAUUACAGCGAGCAUCUGCGGUUCGAUCCGAAGAAGGGCUUCUUCUGCCAGGUGGUCAACGAGAACAAGAACAAAUGCCUGGGGAAAUCGAAGGGCCGACAGUACCCACCAAUGGACGAGAAGAGCUCAAAAUGGUUGCAGAGAUACUACCAAAACCACAAUACGGCCCUCAAUAAGCUGCUCAAGAAGCUCGGUUCCAGGCCGAUUCCCCAGUGGCUGAAGGACGACCUUUCGACGACGUCCUAACAAAACCAGCUUCGAGAAAACAUCAAUAACAACGUCAAUAACGGCCAACCAUCCGGCCAAACAGCAGAACAUCAACAGCAGCAGCAGCAGAAAAACCCACCGGCCGUCUCAGCCCAACAGCAACCGGAAGUCAUCAUCCAAUGCAUUCAACGACGACGAUAGUCAAAAACAACCAACCCCCGCAAGUUGUAAUUGUAAAGUACCAAUAUAGGACAAACAAACGUCUUAGAUAUGUAUGUAGGUAUCUAUAAAGACAGAUUGUAGCAAAAAAUGGCGAAGCUUAUAGAGAAGAAAGUGAUUUUAAGCCGAUUAUUAUUGGUCCAUCAUUCAAUGUAGUGACUCAAAGUCAAACGGAAGCUAGGACAAAAGUGCUUCUCUGAGUUUGUAUAAUAGAAAAAAUGGAUAGAAGGCAUACUUGCAAACAAUGAAAUUGUGCAGCUUAAGGACAAGUUGCUAAAAUUAAGCAUCGACGACCCCACACACAAAACAAAAAACUGCACAGCUACCUAGGGUGUAAGAAGUUUAUUUAAAACCAGUUUCUAAGCUCUAUGGAUUAAUUUUUAAGUUUUAAAGCAAUGUAUACUAAACGCUCGGAAAACAAUUCUUAACAAAAACUAGAAGAAAGCCAGACCCCCUUUAAAAGUUCAUAAGAUUCAGGUUGAAUCAAAGAGAUGACUGCAUUCCUUGUAUGUUUUCUUAGCAGCGCAAGAGUUAAUUAUUUUUCGCUUUAAGAAAUCAGAAGGCAAAUCAAGUAGGUCGAGGUCUUAAGUCGAGAAAACGGAACUAAUUUACGCUUAGUGGCUCAAAUUAGACACAACUGGUGUAGUAAUACGAAUGUAAAGGAAAACAAAAUUUUAAAAAGUAUUCUUUCCAAUGCUAUGUUAGGAAAAUAACGUUAAGUUAAUGUUACGCUUAUUCCACCUUUCUUGGUAUGGAUUGAAUUUUAAUGGAGUUCGAUUGAGCUUGUGCUUUCUAAAAUUUUGAUUACAAUUCAAUAGUAAAAGUAGUUGGUACCUAGUAGUGUUUGAGGGUCAGUUUUACAGUUUUUAAAUUUAUUUUUAGUGUACUUCCAAAUUUUAAAUAAACUGAACUAAGCUCAGCAAACCUAUUAAAAUUUAAUCUCAUACAACCGUUGCCAUACAAAGAUUUUAGUUAAACGUUCAAGAUUAUUCAAUUGAAAACCCCCUAAACUAUUGAUAGGUUAAACUAUUAUGUACUUACGAGUUGAAAGUUAUGGAAAAGUGGUCAAGUACUUACCGGACACUCGAGAAAAAUAAGAAAAAAAAUCCAAACAAAAUGUAUAAAAGAAUCCACACAAAAAAAAAACCGCUAAAACAAAAUGUGUUAACAGUAAGUUUUAGAAACUAAUCUCGUAACGAAACGGACGCAAAGAAGCAAGUUUUACAUAUCCUUCAGGAAACGGAAAGCAACAUUUAAAACAAAACAAAAUAUUCAAACUGUAAAGAAUCGAAAAAAAAUGAAUGAAACCACUACCAUCAACAGAACUCAUCGAAAGUUUAUGCAAUAUUGUUCCGUUUAGUUCUUUGUUUCAAUAAAUUAAACGUUACG
Uranotaenia lowii is the source of this 6229-nucleotide messenger RNA. RefSeq names its product bifunctional heparan sulfate N-deacetylase/N-sulfotransferase (gene sfl). The coding region runs from base 1361 to 4660 and encodes 1099 amino acids. The transcript has 6 exons. The record is from RefSeq and is a predicted model, not a curated record. Gene Ontology annotation, molecular function: heparan sulfate N-sulfotransferase activity; deacetylase activity. Lineage: Eukaryota; Metazoa; Arthropoda; Insecta; Diptera; Culicidae. Gene Ontology annotation, cellular component: Golgi apparatus.